ACACACACCAGUGCGCUGAACUGUGUCAACCGGUAAACACACGUCUCAUCAAAUUAAUAUAUGUAGGUAAUACUACGUAUACGUAGCCAGUUUAAUUGCACAAAGCUAGUUGAGUGGAGAUUCAUUUUUAAAAAUGGAAAACUUGAACCAAUCGUUCAAAGAUUUACUUGACAAAAUAGCCAAGGAACAGAAGUUUUUAGACUACAAAUUGGACAUCAAGGAAAUAUCGAGUGGAGGAGCAAACUACACAUCCAAGUUGUUUGCAGUUAGCAUCACGGAAGGUUCCAACACACUGCGGCUGUUCUGCAAAGUCGCGGCCAUUGGCGAGAAGAUGCGAGCUCAACUGGACAAAAUCUACACAACAGAACAUUUCUUCUACACAAAACUUGGAAAAAUUUACAAAAACAUAGAAGACCAGUGUGGAAUACCGGACCAACUUAAGUUAAAUGUGAGCAAGUACUACGGAAGCAUUACUGAGCUGAACGAAGAAGCGAUGGUGCUGCAGGACCUGGUGGCGGCCGGGUACGAGGCAUACGACAGGUUCAAGUCGAUAGACUGGCCGUACGCGCAGGCGGCGACGCGGGAACUGGCCAAGUUGCACGCAUGCGCCUGGGCAUACGGUAAACAGGACCCCGAAGGGUUUGACGAAAUUCUGAAAAAGUUGACGUUUGAUAUCAGUAUGGACGGACCUGAAAUGAAGGUUUAUAUGACCAACAUGGUAGAAAAAGCAAUUGCAACGGUUCGAGAAGAAAACAAAGAAAUGUUUACGAAAUAUUUCGAAAGCUUCAACGAGGAGGAAUACACAGCCACCCAUAAAAGAAGCCGACGACUGGUGCUGAACCACGGAGACUUCAGACCCAGUAACUUGAUGCACAAGUACCUUGAUGAUGGCUCCGUAGACAUCAAGGUGGUGGACCUCCAGACGCUGCAGGGCGGCAGUCCAGUCAGCGAUCUGAUCUACUUCAUCUUCUCGGGAUCAGAUGAGAAGUUCCGCGCGCAGUACUUCGACAAGCUGCUGGACCACUACUAUACAGAACUCAGUGCUGCCAUGAAGAGGCUGCAGCUCAACCCUGACGAGAUCUUCUCCAGAGAAGACUUCGACUAUGAAAUAAAUGAGAAACUGCCAUUCGGUCUCACUCUGGCCACGUUCAUAAUACCUGUCGUCACGGUGGAGAUGGAGAACGCCCCCCAGGUGGACGAGUCCCUCGACAUCUCCAAGUUUAACUUAGAGAAGACCAGCGACCUGUACGCGGAGAGACUGAACGGAGUCGUCAACGACUACGUCAAGUGGGGGAUUCUCAAAUAAUUCCAACACAUGGCCUGAAUAAGAACUUUAUUAUCACAUGCCGUAGGGACCAAUUUUGUGAUUUAGUUACUUACCAAAUAUACAUACCUAAGAAUUUUCAAUUAUCAUUACCUAAGAAUAUCACAAACCCCUAGUCAUAUUAUAGCAUAAUUGUUAGAUAUAGAAGCCUCUUGUGGGACUCGUACUGUUUAAAAUCAUGAUGUUGUUAAAUAAUUUUACCAAACAAAAUUGUGAUUGUAUAGAAAAAAGUAAUGUUUAGUUAACUUAAAUUAAAUUAAUUAUUUUAUGUUACGUUAAUUUCCAAUACUAAAUAAUAUAUUUUACUGGGACAUUUAUGAAGAUUUUGUUCUUCAAAAACUUUGUUGUUGUUGUAGUGUUGUCCUAAUGUCACUUGAUAUUUAUUUAACAAAUAAGCUGUACAGGGUUUCUUACGAAUAAAACUAGUUUAUGCAAAA
Messenger RNA from Spodoptera frugiperda (fall armyworm), 1761 nucleotides. RefSeq lists its product as uncharacterized. Lineage: Eukaryota; Metazoa; Arthropoda; Insecta; Lepidoptera; Noctuidae. The coding region runs from base 134 to 1306 and encodes 390 amino acids. The transcript has 3 exons. The record is from RefSeq and is a predicted model, not a curated record.